AUGCAGAAAUACAGAGACGCGGUACUGAGAACCUUGCGCGAAUUCGAGGGAUAUGAAAUACACCAGGUACCAAGAGAGCAGAACGCUGACGCCGACAUGCUCUCAAAACUAAGUACCGGAGUCCCCAGCCACAUCAGGAAGAUCGCUCGGCUAGAAGACCUCGAGACUUCAAGCAUCGAUGUUUCAUGGGUCUUCCUUGUGCAGACUAGGGAGCCAUGUUGGAUUGACCAUAUCAAGCGAUACAAGGCAGAGGGCGCUUUACCGCAAGACGAGGCAGACGCAACGGUAACAAAGUUACGGGCACCCAGCUACGUUGUCUCGGGCGAUAAGCUAUACAAACGCUCCUACAACGGCACGUUAUUGAGGUGUCUAUACCCAGAUGAAGCCAAGUUGGUGAUGAAAGAAGUCCACGAGGGGGUAUACUCCGCGCACCAAGGGGCGUACACCAUCGCACGACGCAUCAUGUUACAAGGGUAUUUUUGGCCCAAAAUGUUAAGGGACUGCGCCGAGUAUACAAAGCGAUGUCCCAAGUUCCAAGAAUUCCAGGCACUACCAGGUCGACCUGCGACAAAUUACAGCCCGGUAAGCACCGCGAUUCCUUUUUCAAGGUGGGGAAUUGACCUGGUAGGGGCCCUUCCCACGAGGACUGGAAGCAGGAAGUACAUCAUUGUGGCCAUCGACUAUUUCACAAAGUGGGUGGAAGCCGAGCCCUUGGCGAGCAUCACUGCAGCAAGGUGCAAAAGGUUUGUUGAGAAAAAAAUCUUGUAUUGUUUCGGUAUCCCUCUCCAGGUAAUCACAGACAAUGGUCGUCAGUUCGUGGCACGAGAAUUUUCAGAAUUCCUAGCAGGAUGGAGCAUUAAGCAUAGCCGAGUGGCGGUAUCUUAUCCUCAGGCGAAUGGGCAAGUGGAGAAUGCGAACAGAACCAUCCUCGACGACCUCAAGAAAAAGCUAGAAGUAGCCAGCGGAGCCUGGGUGGAAGAACUCGACGGCAUCCUCUGGGCCUACCGCACAACACCAAGAAGGGCCACCGGAGAAACCACGUUUGCACUCACUUAUGGAUUCGAAACUCAGGCCCCGGUGGAAGUGAUCAUACCUAGCAGAAGGGUAGAGGAGUUCGAGUAA
Ipomoea nil (Japanese morning glory) is the source of this 1122-nucleotide messenger RNA. RefSeq lists its product as uncharacterized. Gene Ontology annotation, molecular function: nucleic acid binding. The transcript has a single exon. Lineage: Eukaryota; Viridiplantae; Streptophyta; Magnoliopsida; Solanales; Convolvulaceae. The record is from RefSeq and is a predicted model, not a curated record. Bases 1 to 1122 code for a protein of 373 amino acids. Gene Ontology annotation, biological process: DNA integration.